Molecule: messenger RNA, 1104 nt
Organism: Triticum dicoccoides
Lineage: Eukaryota; Viridiplantae; Streptophyta; Magnoliopsida; Poales; Poaceae
Product: uclacyanin 1-like
Exons: 1
Coding region: 676-1053 (125 amino acids)
Cellular component (GO): plasma membrane
Molecular function (GO): electron transfer activity
Source: RefSeq, a predicted model, not a curated record
CUUCCCCAGCACCUCUUCUUGCCUGGCGGCCUCCUCCUUGCUCUUGUACAGACCCAGCUGGGCCAAAAGCUGCGAUUUUGAUCAACGAGCAAGGCUUCAAUCGGUUCAUCUAGUACUUGGUUGAAAUAGGAAGGUAAAGAAGAGCAGAAUAUACGAGUUCUGUGGAGUGUUUUUUUUUCAGCUCACCAUAGAGAAUUGGUAGCUGGUAAACUUGGUUGGUGACACAUGAUUGUGAAGUUGUUGGUAUUUCACCAAGUUUCAGGCUAAAGCUAGACCCGGGUUCUGUCUGAAGUCUGAACUGACAAGUAUAAUAAGCUCAAGACUGCAGUGACUUUAUUCAUCCCUAUCCAGUAUACUCUACUAGUGCAGAAGUGAAUUUGUUGUCAAAAUUUACUUGGUUGUAAGCGGGAGGUGAAGAACGCCAGAAUUAUACAACCUGACAGCCCAAGAUUCAGAUGUUAUAUGUCGUUCAUGUUGCUCAGGGAAACUUGGAUCAGAAGUUCAGAACCCAAGAUUCAGAUGGCAUGAUGUAGGUGACUCCUAGCGAAAUGAGAGCACGCGAGAAACGGCAGGGAGGGAGCGGGUGUUACUUAGCUCACCUGGGAAACGAAGAAGUGGACGGAUGCGCGCAGGAGACGACGAUACGAAGCGCUCAACUUGGCGGCGCCGGUGGGAAUGGCGACUCUAGCGGCUCUGGCGCUGCUGCUGUGCAUCUCCAUGACCUCCAUGGACGGGUGCGCCGCCGCUCAGUACAAGGUGGGCGGGCCGGACGCGUGGGGGGUGCCGCCGUCCAGCAAGCCGGACGUGUACGUGCGGUGGGCCAAGUCCGUCCCCGUCAAGCUCGGCGACGCCCUCUUCUUCCUCUACCCGCCUAGCCAGGACAGCGCCGUGCAGCUCACCGCCAAGGCCUUCGCCGCCUGUGACGUGUCCGACCAGCUGCUCAAGCUGGAGGACGGCAACUCCAUCUUCAACCUCACCAAGCCCGGGCGGGCCUACUUCAGCAGCGCCACCCCGGGGCGCUGCCGCAAGGGCCAGAAGUUCAAGCUGCGAUGAUACUUGUAAGAAACAGAAUCGUAGCCUCGGAGCGGCCAACCUGUGGCAAUA